CAUCAUAAUCAGUUGAAUUUCAAACACCGAGAGAACGAACUAAACGGAUAGGCUAUUUGAAAUAAGCAGUGAACGAGACUAAACGACAACAAAAACCAAACGGUUCGAUAAGAAACUAAAGAAAAAUAUAUAGCAAAAAUCAUAGAAAAACAAACGAGCGAGGAUGUUAAGGCGAGCGUGAAUGGAAAAACGUAUUAAAAUAAUUGAAAACAAAAAGAUAAAAAAUAAGUAAUGCAAAUAAAGUGUUUCCUAGAGUGUUUGUGACAAAUUAAAUCAAGUGUUUUAAAAAUAGACCUAAGAAAUAUAAAAAUAUUUUAACGCAAAAAAAAGUUCUUCAUCAUCAUCUGCAACUCUAGCGGAAGCUGUAACUCAUCUCAUCCACCUCACAUCCAAAGUAGCAUCACAUUGCCAAAAUGGGUCUCAACGGUUGCUGUUCAUGUGUGAAAUUUUUGAUGGUCCUUUUUAAUAUUUUAUUUUGGGUUAUUGGUUUGGCCAUUGUUAUUGCCUCCGCCUGGCUGCUGACAGAUCCCACCUUUGUUCUGUCCAUGACACAAUCCUAUAAUCAUUAUUACAUUGCGCUCUAUGUGUUCCUGGGUAUUGGUGUUCUUAUUACCAUUGGUGCUUUCUUCGGUUGCUGUGGCGUUCUCAAAGAAUCGCAAUGUCUGCUGGUGUCGUUCUUCUGUGUGAUAUUGGUGGUGAUGGUGGCACAAAUAGCUGCCGGUGCCUGGGCAUUCCAUAACAAAGAUAAGCUAGAUGAUAUUGUUCGAGCCUCCGUCAAAUAUUCUGUACAGGAGGAGUAUGGUCAAUCAAGUAUGAGUUCGCGUACUGUCACGUUUGAUACUAUACAAAAGAAUCUCAAAUGUUGUGGUGCUGAUGGUCCCGCUGACUGGGCUACCAGCCGUUUCAACAACGUAGAUCGCACAAAUAUUGUCGACAUUGCCAUCUCUUCCAUGAAUGUCUUCUACAACAUUCCCGAGUCCUGCUGUAAGGAUGAAUUGAAAGAGAAUGUUUGUGAGAUGUCAAGGAAAUUGAAAUUCGGAGGCACUAUUAAUCCGGCCAUACAUCAACAGGGCUGUGUGGACAAAUUGAUUGAGGUCAUCUAUGAAAACUGGGUAUUGCUCUUUGGCAUUACUGGCGGCAUUGUCCUAUUGGAAUUGUUGGCUUUGACCUUGUCCUUGAGCUUGUGCUGUGCCGUGAGAAGUCAGCAAUACAAGGCCUGAGAAUUACAGAAUUCCCAUAGGGAAAUAUCAGACGAUGAAAAAUACUAACCGUAUUCUAUAAGGCAGCAGCAGCAGCAGCAACAACAGCAGCACACGUAUCAGCAGCAACAUCAGCCACACUCACAGCGUCAGCGUCAUCAUACGCAACAACAACAUCAAUUGCAACAAAGACAACAACAGCUGCAACAAGAACGACUGCAACAAUAUCAUCAGCAACAAGAGGAGCAACAUUGUCAGCCCCAACAUCAUCAUCAUCAUCAUCAUCAGCAGCAGCAUCAUCAUCCUGCUCCUCAUCAUCAUCGCCAUCAACAGUAUGUUGUGCAACACGAACCGCAGCAACAUUUCUAUUGAAGAAACACCAACAAGAAAAUGAAGAAUUGUUAAAGAAGAGAAGAAGAAGCAGAGAAUAUUAUAAUAAAAUUAGGAAACAAAAUGUCUUAAGGGCCAUACAUAUAGAAGCCAAUUGUUAGGACUACUUUUGAAGUAAGGAGAACUGCAAGAUUUUCCUUCUCCAUACAUACUCUGACUCAAUUUCCUCUUUUAAGGAAUCUCAUGUAUUUUUUCUCUUUCACAAUAGAAUCUAAAAAAAACUAAACUCAACCAAAAUGCAAACUUUUGAAACAGAGCAAUUCACAAAAUAUUAUUAUUAUUAUUUUUAAUUUAUAUUAAAAAUUGUAUUUUAUUAAUUUCCUUUUUUGUAUAUAGUCUCUAAACCAAGCAUGAAAAAUUAAAUCUAAAAAUAAACUCUCCAAAACAAAAAAAAAAAAAAUCGAAUAUUUAAGAAAAAGAUUGAAACAUAACCUUGAGAUCAUCACUUAAAAAACAACAACAGCAUUUUCAUAUAGCAUAAUGUCUAAUUAAAAGAAAUGAAAACCCCCACACAUAGAAAAAUAUAACAAAAAACACACACGCAUACAAAACAAAGAAAAUGUCGCAUAAAUUAAAAUAUAAGAAUCUUUUUUGUUAGUUAUUAAAAUAUUAAAAAAAAACUUAAUGUAAAUUUAAGGGACUAAAUUAAAUUUAUUGAAAGAAAAAAAUGAAGAAAACCGAAAAAAUAUAUUUAUAAAACACAAAC
Molecule: messenger RNA, 2295 nt
Organism: Musca domestica (house fly)
Lineage: Eukaryota; Metazoa; Arthropoda; Insecta; Diptera; Muscidae
Product: CD82 antigen
Exons: 6
Coding region: 414-1220 (268 amino acids)
Cellular component (GO): membrane
Source: RefSeq, a predicted model, not a curated record